Molecule: messenger RNA, 2863 nt
Organism: Annulohypoxylon maeteangense
Lineage: Eukaryota; Fungi; Ascomycota; Sordariomycetes; Xylariales; Hypoxylaceae
Exons: 4
Coding region: 627-2432 (601 amino acids)
Source: RefSeq, a predicted model, not a curated record
GUUUGGCAAUGAUACCUAUGUAGGUAUAUAAGGUCAACAGCUCCAACUCUCAACUCGUAUUAUCCAUAGCGCUCACAAGAAUUACCUGGUUGCGAUAUUCACUAGACCCUAAUCCCCAAUGACGCAUUAUCUUUCAACUAAGCGAUAUCCAAUGGUCGGUAAGCCGUUCCAACUGAGAGAGUCCAUGUGGUCGCUCUCUGAAGUGGAGGUUGUUUGGUAAGGAAAAUUCUGCCUCUUCGUCAGCCUCAACUAGGCGCAGUAGCAGUACUACUCAUGCUACCGGUACAGAGAGUACAUGCACGUUGCCGGGUACAUACCUCUUAAGCCGGUCCCUCAAAUAAUUCGUCUCGCCCUAUCUCGAGUUGAGCUUUUCAUCCCAAUUACCACUGGCAAAUAUACACAGCCGGGCCACCAACGACCUUGACUUUCGUCCCAUUCAAACUCGCCUACACCUUUACUUGAUAAUAAUAUUUCGCCCCUCGCUUUGCACCAUUUCCCACCUUACCAGUCGGGUCUAGCACCCGGGUUUAUCGGCCGGCUUGUAUCCAUACUACCACAAGGCUGUCUACUGUUGCAAGACUAGUGACUCUCGCGACGGAGUCGUCACGUUAUCCUCGGUCUCGACAAUGGCUUCGCCCGCCAGAGACCGCAUGCCACCGCUAACUCUAUUGGCUCCCGUCCAACAUGUCUCUAGAAGCUAUGAGCCACGAAACGGCCCUAGGAUCAUUGUCGAACCAACACAGGAGAACCAAAGGAUAUAUAACGACAUCCGUCAGACGCAUGAACGCAUGCGCCUGCAAACCCACGUCGCGUCCCAGCAAAAUCCAGUGCCUCCCCCAUCUACUCUAUCUGUUAGUACUGUGCACUCACCAAUCGACGAUCCCGAGACGACUUCAACCCAAGAUGUCCCGGCACAGGACACGGAUCGGCCGAGACGGCCGCGAGGUAAGAGGAGAGGGCCGCUCAAAAAUGAUACGAGAUUACACACCGCACUGAAGCGUAAGCUCAAACUUGCUUGCCCGCAUCACCGUGCAAAGAAGAUAACAUGCGACUGCCAUGAUUUCAGCAAGCUGGAGGAAGGUUAUCCUAGCUUCACUCUUCCGCCAUCUCCAAAUCGCGGCAGGUCGCAUGAUCAUAAUGUCAACCUACCGCUCACGCCUGUAGAACAAACCCUGAACCGUGAAACGUUUGGCGCCGGCGGCGCUGCCAUGACGCCAUCAGAUCAAGAUGGCAUCACCAAUGACAUAGACUUGCAAUCGCCGUUCGGAGAUCACGAAGGCGUCAUCCGCUCAGAUGUGCGGCAAAUAGUCACCGGUUUUAACACCGCUUCGGUAUAUCUCGACAGCACAAUGCUUCAGGCCCCGGGGUUACCAUAUCACCCAGGUAACGAUAUCGGCUCGCAAUCGCCAAGGGAGCACUCGCAGGAAGAUCUUCUUGAGAUCGGUAGCCAGAUGCCAGCUUAUCCAAACCGUUGGCAGUGCGAGUAUAAGGGUUCGCCCGACACCGCGUCCGAGACUUCGUCGGAGUUCUGUCCCUGGUCGGGACCUUUCCGAGACUUAUCUUGGCACUUUAAAACAGCCCACCACCCUUUCUAUGACGCUUCUCCACGCUUCUGGAUUGUUUGUACACGUUGCCAUGCCAAAUCUCGGGCCACGGAUGAUCUCGAGUCGCCACUGCCGUCGCCCGGUUGUAGUCGAUAUCAUUGCUCGGGUCCUUACCGGCGAUGGUAUUAUGGAUCGACCAGGGAGGAGUCGACGUUAGGGUCGGCAGUAGCCUUGACUCAUUCCGACGAGUCAGAAGCUGGGUUUUCUUGCAACCUGCAACUAGAAGGAAACCAGUUGUGGCUAGGUGGUGAGGACCCGAUUGGCGGUCCCAUGGCGUACUUCGGAGCUGGUAGCUCAUACGAGCGUCCGCAUUCGUACGGAGACAAAUGGGAUACAAGUACCGAUACAUCCGACCCCUCUUCCAGCUGUAGCCAUUUAUCGUUAGACGAUGUCCGUAUUCGAAGCCGGAAAGACUGCGUCCAGUGGCAUCCAUCGGACAUGAGAAUGAAAAUGUUCAACUCCGUCUGUCAACCGAGGCGUUCACCUUUCCAAUAUCCCAUACGAUUAUCACCCUUUGCCAAACUGCCUAUUGGCCACCUUCUCUCGAUCAUAUUGCCAUUAGUAACUACGAUUAUUCGAGAAAGCGGCUACUUCACUGAGCGAACACCGUCAACUAUUCGCACUAUUGAUUCUGACGUAAUAAGUUGGUGGUCCUUGUUAUCACUCUUGAUUGGAUUUGCGACGACAUGGACUAUAAAAGAUAGAGCGAGAUAUUGGGCUAUUGACGAUUCUAAAUGCCGAGCUCACGGUCGCCACCAUCCUAAAAAUCGAUACCCCUUCGCCGAGCCCUCGCGAUGGCGUCGUUUUGGAGCUCUAAUAACAGCGUAAUGAGUUGGGAAUACUGCGAAAACAUACAUUCGCAUUCUGAUAUUUCGUCUUGUUGAUAUAUAGGUUAGCGAGCGGCUUCUUUGUGCAUAUUUUGCAUCGAUACCCCCUUCGUCUCUUUGGAAAUUGAGAUGAAUGCUCUCACGAGUUUCCGUUUUUUUUCCGUAUUAACAUUGGGUAAUAUGUGGAUCAGAAUUAUUACAAGAUAUGUAUGAACGAGUGAAUGUGUUUCUAAUUCAUAUUCAUACUUCCAUAAAUACUUAGAUAUAUAUGAAUGCACAUGUGGGUUCUACAGUACCUAAUAUAUCUACGUAUAGGUCAUGGGAAUUAUAAGUAUGGAUAGAUGGAUAGGUGGAUAUAAAUCUAUUCCUAAUUAUUCCUUGAUAUAUUUAAACAAUUACAUAAGUAGACAAACAUUGUAGAUAUUAAGUAGC